Molecule: messenger RNA, 3109 nt
Organism: Gordionus sp. m RMFG-2023
Lineage: Eukaryota; Metazoa; Nematomorpha; Gordioida; Chordodea; Parachordodidae
Exons: 15
Coding region: 362-3109 (915 amino acids)
Biological process (GO): mismatch repair; nucleotide-excision repair
Cellular component (GO): XPC complex; cytoplasm; nucleotide-excision repair factor 2 complex
Molecular function (GO): single-stranded DNA binding; damaged DNA binding
Source: RefSeq, a predicted model, not a curated record
UCUAAGGAUUCGAAAACUAAAAAAGUUAUAAAAAAAAGUAUAAUUAAGAACGUAAAUGAUUUGCCAAGAAGUUUAGAUCAAAAACGAUUUAGAGAAAACAAUGAGCUAUCAGUUUCAUUAGCUAAAAACAAGGCUAAGCGCUUAAGAGAGGAUGGUAUAGUUUCCAACAAUGGUAUAUCCAUGAUUAAGAAUGAACUUUCCUUCGAAAAUAUUUCCAUAUUAGGCAUAAAUUCUAUUAAUUUAAAUAAAGUUGCUGUUAAGACUUCAGAAUCAGAAGAUAUUCCUAAUACUAAUAUAUCUCUUGAUUUGGUGAAGUAAAAUUGAAGACACUGAUACAGAAAUUGAAGAUUGGGAAGAGGUUAUGACCAGUUUUAAACCCAGAAAAUAUGCAAAUGAAUUAGAUAGUUUUGAUGAAAAUUUGAUCAAAAAAUUGUCACAAGAAAAAGGUCAAGUUGAGUCUUAUAUGGAUUUUAUUACAAAAGAAGAUAUUUUAAUACCAAAAGUUGAAAAUGAUAAUGUUAUAAAAGACAUCCCAAAUAUUGAAAUCAUUUUAAAAAUAGUGGAUGGCAAGCAUAAUAAAAAUUGGCAAGAAACUGAAUCUCAGGAAGAGAAAAAAUUACUUUUGCAAAAAAUAAAGGAAAAACUAAGAAUUCAAAAAAAGUUGGCUUUACUUGAAAAGAUCCACAAGGCACAUUUGUUAACUGUGUUAGCCCACGCGCAUUACAUUAAUACGAGGAUAUGUAACGAUACAGCCUUCAGAGGGGCUAUGUUAGCCUUGCUCGCGGACACGAAAAAUACUGAGAAUUCCAUUUAUAAAGAGAAAAUCGUACCUAUCCCCGGAAUAAAACUCGAACCCAAACCUAAAAUAAGGAUGACCACCCGAAAGUCCAAAGAAGUUGAAACGGCUAAAAACAAUCACAAAAAAGCUAUCGAGAAAGAAGAGACGAAACCAACAAUUUACUCCUCAUUUAAGGAUAAGAUAGAUGUACCAUCCUUAAUAAAAUGGAUUCAGAGAACGUUCACUAGACCGUCCUUCGAUAUCUUACAAAAUACGAACGCAAAGUUUCCUUAUAAGGACAUCAGAUCUCUCAUGAUGCUAAGCGUGUAUCGUAAAAUUGACCCGGACUUCCUCAUAUCGUUCAAUCGCCAAAACGCCGAAAAUAUUUUCCGUAAAUCUUCUACCGAAUCGUCCAAUUCUAGGCGGGAGUUUACCGCGGAUCCCUGCGGUUACCUGAACAUAAUAGCGGUCAUCUUAUUGAGGACGUUGGGCAUCCCAGCUCGAUUGAUCAUUAACAUCAAGCCCAGUUCUCUCAAACUGCCUCAAUCCAAUGUAUCCCAAAAAGAUAAAUCGGAAUCAAAAAAAUCUCCACAAAAUAAGCCAAACGCACAACAAUCAUCUCAUCACAAUAUCCAAUAUUGGCUCGAAGUUGAAAUAGAGGAAUCUCGAAAAAAAUCUGCAAAUUCUUCCAAAAAAAUUGCUAAGACCAAUGCCAAUCUGAACAAAUCUCAAGGUGACGAUAUCAUCGACGAUACCAAUAAUUUUAGAUGGCAAGUCAUUAAUUGCGUUCUGGACCUCAAUAAUUCUUCCCCUCAAAAAGAUGUCAAAAUGGGAGGCGGGAGAUCGAAAAUCGCGAAUAUCGCUUCGUUAUCUACCCCACCAUUUUUGGGGAAAAAUCUUUCCGACCCGCACUACCGAGAAACCCAAUCGAAAUAUUUUACCGAUGCCGGUUUUAAAGGAGCCGGAAAUGUUUUUGACACAAAAAAUUUACCAGAAGGAAAACUCAACAGCUUGGGCAUACCCAAACCCAUAUCCUACGUCAUAGGUUUAAACGAGGAAAACAUUAUUCUGGACCUAACCCUCAAAUACAGUCACGAUUGGCACUUCAACGGCCGCAAGUUCAGGAUAAGCUCCAAGAGUCCACACAAACAUUGGUGGGAUAAAACGUUGUCGAAAUUGAAUCACCUCAGUUUUCAGAGAUUAACACUUUCCAAAAAUAAGGAUACAUUUGCCGAAAAAUUAGUCUCACUCGCGAAGGUUUGCGAAAAGCCCCGUAAACGAUUUGCUAAAAAUGAGGGCAAAGGAGGAAAAGAAAAUAUCCAAUCGGUGUCCGAUAAAAUGCCGAUUGUCAUCUCAAAGAAACGGAAAUCUUUGGCCGUUAUUAACAAGGAAGUCGGCCAGGAAAUAUUGAGCAUCGCGAAGGAUAGACCACUGCCCACAUCUAUAAACGCUUUCAAGGAUCAUCCACUCUAUGUUUUAAAGAGGCAUUUGCUGAGGCACCAAGCUAUAUAUCCUCCGGACGCUCCGCCUAUAGCAUUUAUCAGAAAUGAAGCAGUGUACUCGCGCGAAUUGCACCUGAAAACGUUGAAAGCUCGCAUAAAUUGGCUGAAAGAUGACGCAAGACUUAUCAAGAAAGGCGAAGUCGGCUACAAGUUGGUCCUGAAAAGACCCAGUUUUAAAGAAAUCAUGAUGAAGAGGAGGCUGCGGUUAAAAGGGUUAGCCCUCAUCAAGGAAGGCUCCGAACAGAACGAAGAUGAUGGUGAUUCGAAAUCGAAUUCAAUGUUGAUAGAAGUCAAAAAUAAGGAAGAGUUGUUUGGCAUUUGGCAAACCGAGGAAUACAUUCCCCUUCCCCUCGUGGAUGGCCAAAUUCCCAAAAAUAGUUAUGGCAACGUGGAGCUCUUUCAAAUGUCCAUGUUACCCCUGGGGUGCGUAUACCUAUCAGGCUUUCCCGGUCUGAAUAAAGUGGCCCAGACCCUCAAAUUGCAAUGCGUACCUGCUAUGAGGGGUUGGGAAUUCAGCGGAGGUCACGCCUUUCCCAUCAUAGAUGGAUGGGUACUUAUAGACGGUGAUCAGCAAAGAUUAAUGGAUGAAUGGGAUCGAUAUCAGGUGAAAAAAGAAUCGGAACAAAUACAAAAAAAAGAAAAAACGGCUUUGAAUAAUUGGAAAAAAUUUAUCAAAGCUCUGAUAAUAAGGCGCAAUGUUGAAAACAGGUAUGGAAAUAUUAGUGAACCAGUUGAUAGUGAUGAAAUUCAAUCAUAUCCUUUAUCUUCCAGUCAAUUACUACCUAGCACAAUAUUAGAUCUUAAUAGUUAUAAUAAGAAAUUCUUUUAA